Owenia fusiformis is the source of this 670-nucleotide messenger RNA. Lineage: Eukaryota; Metazoa; Annelida; Polychaeta; Sabellida; Oweniidae. The record is from the annotation of a GenBank genome assembly.
UUUUUGAAGAAUGGAGAAUUCUACUACUCAGGAGUGUGGAGUGAUUUGUCAUGGAUUCCGAAGAAUUGUGUUAAGACACUUAUCGAUAUACCUAGAAUGUUAAAGAACAACAAUCUCAGCAGUAUACUUAUCCUAGGAGAUUCAACCAUCUGGCACUACAAAGCACAAGUGCCGAACAACUUUACAAUAUGUUCCAUGCGAACAAUCCCCAACAUCACAGGAGUUCAUAUUCAAUGAAUAUCUCCUGCAACUUAAGGCGCAUGAGGUUUACCCUCAAUUGAUAUUGCUUGUUGCAAAUCAUCACGAAACACGCAUGAGAGAUGUUGCAAAUUUUAGACGUACAUUUACCUGGUUUUUGGAUGUUGUUAAUAACAGCAUAAAAAGUCAUCCUGAGACUCGAGUUAUAUGGCUAGAACCAACAUUUGUCGAUGAAUCCAAACGGGAAAAUCCUGACGUUAAACAUCGACAGUUUAAAAAUGUUGCGUUGUAUAACGUGGCUAAGAAACUAUUGCUGCCAUACUUUUCAGAACAAUAUCCAAGAUUUUGGCCAUUUUACGGUGUGAUGAAAAUAAGUGAGGGAAGACCUGAUUGGAACCGGGAUGGAAUUCACUUUGAUAUGAAAUACUACGACGCUAUGCAGGGGCGGAUCUGGGAACCAACAAGGGGGGGG